CUAUUUUUACGCUCAAUAAAAAAAAAAAAAAAGAAAGAUUCUCUUCGUCAAAAUUUGAACAGCUGAAAUGUCAACCGCCAUUGUAGAAACUGCCCGUGCGGCCCGUCUUGCUUCUGUCAGCCUACAGUCUGUAACCGCAGAACAGAAAAAUGAAGCUCUUUUGAAAAUAAAACAAGUUUUAAGCGAACGUCGAGAGGAAAUAUUCAAAGCUAACGAAGAGGACAAAAAGAUUGCUGAAGAAUUAGUCAAGCAAGGAAAACUCUCCAGUUCAUUGUUCAAACGUUUAGAUGUUUGUCAAGGAGAUAAAUUUGAUACGAUAUUAUCAGGUGUAAGCGAUAUUGCUGAAUUACCUGAUCCUACCAAAAAGGUGACAUUAGCUACCAAGUUGGACGAGGGUUUGGAUUUGUAUCGAAUCACUGUUCCUGUUGGUGUCUUGCUGACUAUUUUCGAAGCUCGUCCUGAAGUAGUUGUCAACAUAUCGUGUUUGGCACUCAAAUCCGGUAAUGCAGUUAUUUUGAAAGGUGGCAAAGAAGCCACGCAUACAAAUGCUGCUUUGGCACGUGUGAUUCAAGAUGCAUUGGCUAGUUUACCUUUUAAAGAUAUUCCUAAAGAGGCCGUUCAAAUUGUGGAAACUCGUGAAGACAUUAAUGCGUUGUUAGAUCUCGAUCGUUAUAUUGAUUUGGUUGUGCCUCGAGGCAGUAAUAGUUUGGUCAAGUUUAUCCAAAACAAUACAAGAAUUCCUGUUCUUGGUCAUGCUGAUGGUAUCUGUUCUGUUUAUAUCGACAAAGAUGCAGAUAUUGAAAAAGCAAAGAAAAUUGUUGUUGAUUCCAAGACAAACUAUACUGCUGCUUGCAAUUCUGCCGAGACAUUAUUGGUCAACGAAGCCUUACUACAAAAUGGUGAAUUCAGUAAAGUGGCCAAAGUCUUAUUAGACGCAGGCGUUACGCUUAAAUGUGAGGAAAAUGUGCUCAACUUUAUUAAGAGCGUAAGCGAUAUUUCUGAUGAUGAUAAACAAAAAAAACUACAACCCGCUGUUGAGGAAGAUUUCUACACUGAAUUCUUGGAUUUGAUUAUGGCCGUGAAGACAGUAUCGAAUGUUGAUGAUGCGGUUGUGCAUAUCAAUGAACAUGGAUCCAAACAUACAGAUGCUAUCGUUACAGAAGAUGAAAAAACAGCUGAUUAUUUUAUGACCCGCGUCGAUGCUGCUGGUUGCUAUUGGAAUGCCAGUACUCGAUUUGCUGAUGGCUUCCGUUAUGGCUUUGGUGCCGAAGUUGGCGUGAGUACAAAUAAGACACAUGCUCGUGGGCCUGUUGGCUUAGAGGGUUUAGUUAUCUAUAAAUACAAGCUGUUUGGCCAUGGCCAAGGCGCUGGAGACUACGGAUCCGGAAAGAAGCAGUAUAAACACGAGACUAUCGAUCCCUCAAAUUACAUUAUUUAAAUUGAUCAAAAAAUUCUUCGAAAGGAAUAAAGGCUAUUUCAACAUUAUAUAAACAAAGGAGAAUAUAUUCCUAUAAUAGCCAAGCAUAACAUAGCAAUAUCUAGUCCUCUUUUUGUAUGAUUAUUAUAACUUUGCUUAUUACAGAGAGCGCAGCUGGCAUGGGCCGUAUUACAGUGUAGCACAAUAGAAUGUCCUCGCAGCUUGAUUAUGACCUGUCAAUGUAUCAGUGGUUUGAAUUGUUGAUACUACUUGAGAGAGGCAUUCAAAAUACAAUGUAUUAUAGGAAGCAGCUGCUGUUAUUAAUCCUGUAUUGUGUGCAGUUCGUCACAAAAGUGACUAUAGCGUAAUCGUAUGUUUUUUAUAACCGAUGCAGACAAUGCGGUUGUCAAAAUUGAGUUCAAAGAAAACCAAAAAAUACAGUGUUUUAGCUUCAACUUUAUACUUUAUACAAAUUUUAUUGGAC
Messenger RNA from Mycotypha africana, 1901 nucleotides. RefSeq names its product glutamate-5-semialdehyde dehydrogenase. Lineage: Eukaryota; Fungi; Mucoromycota; Mucoromycetes; Mucorales; Mycotyphaceae. Gene Ontology annotation, molecular function: glutamate-5-semialdehyde dehydrogenase (NADP+) activity; NADP binding. The record is from RefSeq and is a predicted model, not a curated record. The transcript has 4 exons. Bases 68 to 1438 code for a protein of 456 amino acids.